GUUACUUUGAACGGUCGUGUCAGACGGGUGCUUCGGGCGAGCAUUUUCGCGUAAACUAAUUGAUUUCUUCUAAUUAAAUUACAGUGAAUCAUUGUGUUAGCGAUGCAAAUGUGAUGUGAGCCAUGCUUAUUAAUUUUGUGCAAAAAUUGUUAAUAUUGAAGUCAAAAUAGGGGGUGUAACGGGGAAACAAAAAUGGCUUCGGGAGACAGCGAUCACAUAGAAGUAAUGGAUAGUUCAGUGACUAAAAAGACGGAUGCUGGACAGGCAGGCGCAGAGGAUGAUGAUCGCGAUAGGACUUCAAUUGCUGAGAAAAAUGUACUUUACGAUCCGGCAGUGGGCCCUUCAGGGGCCAUCAGCAAAGUGCACAAAUCGGAUCGCAAGAUCGGCCAUCGGCGUGUCGGCGAGGGCGGCGAGAUCACCUAUAAGAAGAUUCAGUCCUCGCAGAUUAUGGCAUCCAUACAACUUGGUAUCCAACAUGCGAUCGGUGGUCUCGCCUCGAAGCCCGAGCGCGACCUUCUUAUGCAGGACUUCAUGACGGUGGAGACGACAAAUUUCCCACACGAAGGAUCCAACCACACACCCGCCCAUCACUACUCUGAGUUCAAGUUUAAGACGUACGCUCCCAUCGCGUUCCGAUACUUUAGAGAUCUCUUCGGCAUACAGCCGGAUGAUUUCUUGAUGUCGAUGAGCAGCGCACCACUACGCGAGUUGAGCAACCCCGGCGCGUCCGGCAGCAUCUUCUACCUGACGAACGACGACGAGUUCAUCAUUAAGACAGUGCAGCACAAAGAAGGAGAGUUUCUACAGAAAUUGUUGCCCGGAUACUACUUAAACCUCGAUCAGAACCCCCGCACGCUCCUACCAAAGUUUUUCGGCUUAUACUGCUAUCAGUGCAACAGCAAGAAUGUGCGGCUGGUCGCCAUGAACAAUCUGCUGCCCUCUUCGGUCAAGUUGCACCAGAAGUAUGAUCUCAAAGGAUCCACCUACAAGAGGAAGGCAAGCAAAACGGAACGACAAAAGAAUUCACCAACUUAUAAAGAUCUGGACUUUAUGGAGCAUCAUCCUGAAGGUAUCUUUCUAGAAGCAGACACGUACAAUGCGCUCAUCAAGACGAUGCAGAGAGACUGUCGAGUUUUGGAGAGCUUUAAGAUUAUGGAUUAUUCGCUACUCGUCGGUAUUCACAAUUUGGAUGAGGCGCAAAGAGAGAAGACUGAGGCGAGGAAGAGAACCGACUCUGGACAAAGUGAUGGCGAAGAUGAAGUCGAACCGAAAUCGAUCGGACUCAAUAGAACCAGAUCUGAGCAAGGCAAGGAGGAUUUCGGGAUGCAAGUGAAAAGGACUCAGUCUAUCAACCGACAGCGGCUGGUGGCGCAUUCCACGGCGAUGGAGAGCAUCCAGGCGGAGAGUGAGCCUAUUGAUGAAGAGGAAGAUGUGCCGCCGGGCGGCAUUCCGGCGCGGAACGCUCGCGGCGAGCGGCUGCUGCUCUUCCUCGGCAUCAUCGACAUCCUGCAGUCCUACCGUCUGCGCAAGAAGCUCGAGCAUACAUGGAAGAGCAUGAUACACGACGGAGACACAGUUUCAGUGCACAGACCGAGCUUCUAUGCGCAAAGGUUUCUAGACUUCAUGGGCAAAACUGUCUUUAAGAAAAUACCUUCGUUGGACCUGCCCGAGAUCAAAGGCAACCACCGCAAGUUCCGCACCCUGGUCACGAGCUACAUAGGUCUGACCCUGAAACACUCACCUUCGAAGAGAAAAAGCAUCGCCAAGCCGAUUAAGCCUUUGGAAGAAAUUGAUACACCAGGGCGAAAACUCGUCGGCAGAACGAUUAAGGACUAUAACCCUGAAAUACUUCUAAGGCAAACGUCCCGAUUGUCUCCGAGAUCUUCCUUAAGAUCUAGCAUGAGUGACUUUACCGACACGACAAUAUCGACGUGGAACCAGAAGCCGCGCAUCCCGCAGAUGCCCACAGAGUACCCAUCGGUGCUCUCCGACAGAUUGAAGAUUAUCGACCGUGAUCGUAUCGGCACUUUCCAAAGACGCAUCGACUUUGACACUUCCAACUUGACGUCCAGAGAGGCAGGACCCUCAUACGCGGACAAUGUGUACAGAUCUUCCAUUCAAGAUAGAAUGGAAUCAUUAUCCGAUCAGUUAACUAAGGUCUUAUGUACUGGAGCUGGAAGUACUCAUAUAAACGGCAGUCUGGCCGACAGCGGAAUACAAACUGACAAUACCAGUACCAGCGUACCACAAAUAUAUAUAGCUGAGCCACACACAAACUUCCCGCCAGUUAUCAAGAUACUAAAAGACGCCUCCGUCGAUACUAGAAACGAGAACAAUCUUCAAGAUAUACCGUUCAUUGAUGACGACGAUGAAGAGAAGCAAGCGAAGAGACGUUCGAACAUUCUAGAGAAACACAAGAGCAUGUCCAAUAUACCAGAGAAGAUUGACGAGGUCAGCUCGAGAGAACACUCCAACGAGAGGCUAUCUAGUAGUCUUAACAGAGCUAAAUCACCAACCUUCGUGGAGAAAUUUAAGAAAUUCUUCAUGGAUAUUGGAUUAGUUAAAACAGACAGUGCUUCGUUAACCGAAACACCAUUAAGGGAACCUAGUACGUUACCUAAAAGCCUGAACUCCAGCUACAGAACGAGAAGUGUAACUCCAAUAAGAUCGGAAGCGAGAGAAGCGUCUACUUUACCGAAAGAUAUGAGGUUCCGUAAAGUGAGAUCAACGCAGACCGUCUACUUUAGAACGGAGUCUCCAAUUCCUAUAAUAAAUAGUGACAUGGGAAGUCAAACUAAUGAACAUGUCUCUGUUGUACAACUAAAUGGUGACGAACAUAUAAGAGAUUCUGAAUCUGAGAGAUAUGUUAAAGAGGUUGUAUAUGUUAGGAGUUUAGACAAAGCUGAAAUAUAUUCUGGCAAUGAUAGUGGUAGCACUAUUAUUAUUGUACCACCAGCUGAUUGAAGAUUUUUAAAAACCGUUAUGGUUUAAAUUUAUACUAGGU
Molecule: messenger RNA, 3004 nt
Organism: Papilio machaon (common yellow swallowtail)
Lineage: Eukaryota; Metazoa; Arthropoda; Insecta; Lepidoptera; Papilionidae
Gene: PIP5K59B
Product: phosphatidylinositol 4-phosphate 5-kinase type-1 alpha
Exons: 16
Coding region: 193-2964 (923 amino acids)
Biological process (GO): phosphatidylinositol metabolic process
Molecular function (GO): phosphatidylinositol kinase activity
Source: RefSeq, a predicted model, not a curated record